Monopterus albus (swamp eel) is the source of this 2627-nucleotide messenger RNA. It is a transcript of the gene hspa9, whose product is annotated as heat shock protein 9. Gene Ontology annotation, molecular function: ATP-dependent protein folding chaperone; ATP binding. NCBI's taxonomy places the organism in Eukaryota, Metazoa, Chordata, Actinopteri, Synbranchiformes, Synbranchidae. The coding region runs from base 267 to 2348 and encodes 693 amino acids. The transcript has 16 exons. The record is from RefSeq and is a predicted model, not a curated record. Gene Ontology annotation, biological process: protein folding.
GGUCUUUCAGCUGUGUAUGGUGCAACAUGUGUUGGAUGAUUCCAGAAGAAGCUCCGCACGCAGUUUCUUUGCUGUUAGAGGAUCUGUGCUGUUGGACCUCCUAGCUUUUCCCCUGGGCAAGUCGUUUGACAGUCUGAAGACACCUGGAAAUAUUUUUUACAUCUUUUAACUAUUUGUCGCUCCUAAACAGUGUGGGGGUGUAUUUUGCAAUUAAACGCUGCGCACAAUUUAUUAACAUCAGUUAGCCCGUUAGCCGAUUUGUCAAAAUGUUGAGUGUCGUCAGAAACGUUUCAAGGACUCUUCCGACAAGGACCUGUACAAUGAAAAUGUCCUGUUUAAUCAAAAAGGGUUGCCGGAGUGGUUUCCAGCCAGAUGUUCUCAGAGCUCUGUCCAGAAGAGACUAUGCGUCAGAAGCUGUCAAGGGUGCAGUCAUUGGCAUUGACCUGGGAACUACCAACUCUUGUGUUGCUGUCAUGGAGGGGAAACAGGCCAAGGUUCUGGAGAAUGCAGAGGGAGCGCGGACAACUCCUUCAGUCAUCGCUUUCACAGCAGAUGGCGAGCGUCUUGUGGGCAUACCUGCUAAACGCCAGGCCGUCACCAACCCUCAGAACACACUGUAUGCCACAAAGAGACUGAUCGGACGUCGCUUUGAUGACCCCGAGGUCCAGAAAGACCUGAAGAAUGUGCCCUACAAGAUUGUACGUGCAUCUAAUGGUGAUGCUUGGGUAGAGGUUCAUGGGAAAAUGUAUUCCCCCAGCCAGGCCGGAGCCUUCGUACUCAUGAAGAUGAAGGAGACUGCAGAGAGCUACAUAGGAACCAAAGUGAAGAACGCUGUCAUCACUGUACCAGCCUACUUCAAUGAUUCUCAGAGACAGGCUACCAAAGAUGCUGGUCAGAUCGCCGGUCUGAAUGUCCUGCGUGUGAUCAACGAGCCAACAGCUGCUGCUCUCGCCUAUGGCCUGGACAAGACCCAGGAUAAGAUUAUCGCUGUGUAUGAUCUUGGUGGAGGUACGUUUGAUAUCUCAGUCCUGGAGAUCCAGAAAGGAGUUUUCGAGGUGAAGUCCACCAAUGGAGACACCUUCUUGGGAGGAGAGGACUUUGACCAGCAACUCCUCCAACACAUUGUCAAGGAGUUCAAGAGAGAGUCUGGUGUGGAUCUGAUGAAAGACAACAUGGCUCUUCAGAGAGUCCGAGAGGCUGCUGAGAAGGCCAAGUGUGAGCUGUCCUCGUCACUGCAGACUGACAUCAACCUUCCCUACCUUACCAUGGACGCCUCUGGUCCCAAACACCUCAACAUGAAGCUGUCUCGUGCACAGUUCGAGGGCAUCGUGGCCAACCUGAUCCACCGCACUGUGGCUCCCUGUCAGAAGGCCAUGCAGGAUGCUGAGGUGUCCAAGGGAGACAUCGGAGAGGUGUUGCUGGUCGGAGGCAUGACUCGCAUGCCCAAGGUUCAACAGACUGUUCAGGACAUGUUUGGCCGUGCUCCAAGUAAGUCUGUCAAUCCUGAUGAAGCAGUUGCUAUAGGAGCAGCCAUCCAGGGUGGUGUCUUGGCCGGCGAUGUCACUGAUGUGCUGCUGUUGGAUGUGACCCCACUGUCGCUGGGUAUUGAGACCCUGGGUGGAGUCUUCACCAAACUGAUCAACAGGAACACCACAAUCCCCACCAAGAAGAGCCAGGUGUUCUCCACUGCAGCUGAUGGACAGACUCAGGUAGAGAUCAAGGUGUGUCAGGGCGAGAGAGAGAUGGCGACUGACAACAAGGUGCUGGGUCAGUUCACGCUGGUCGGAAUCCCCCCUGCCCCCCGCGGAGUUCCUCAGAUAGAGGUCACCUUUGACAUUGAUGCCAACGGCAUCGUCCACGUCUCUGCCAAGGAUAAGGGCACAGGUCGUGAACAGCAGAUUGUGAUUCAGUCAUCGGGAGGCCUCAGUAAGGACGACAUUGAGAACAUGAUCAAGAAUGCUGAGAAAUAUGCAGAAGAGGACAGGAGGAGAAAAGAACGUGUGGAGGCUGUCAACAUGGCUGAGGGUGUCAUCCAUGACACAGAGUCUUCUCUCCGAUCCACCCGCUCACAGUGUACCAAGCUGAAGGAGGAGAUCUCAAAGGUCAGAAAUCUUCUGGCCAACAAGGAAUCGGAGACGGGAGAGAACAUCAAACAGGCAGCCUCUAAUCUGCAGCAGGCAUCACUCAAACUCUUCGAAAUGGCCUACAAGAAGAUGGCAGCAGAGCGGGACAGCAGCAGCAGUGGCGGCAGCAGCAGCAGCAGCAGCAGUCUGUACUCAGCCACAAACAGCGUCAGUUUUACAGUUAACAUGGUUAGUAUAAACGGUGCACAAAACACACAAUAUUAAUUAUUUCCAAUGGCUUACAGCUGAAUUACCCGCUGUGCAGAGUGUGAGGGAAUUGCAGUAAUUGUACCCAGGAAUAAUAAUUCGCUUUAUUUUGAAACGGGGCUGUGUCGGUUAGCCGUUAGCAGGCCGAAGCUGGAGCCUAAGGUAGCUAAGGCGGCUAACUAAGCCGCGACUAGCUUGUAAAAAUGAUUCAGCGUGUGCGCAUGCGUGGUGAUCAAAGGACCUAGUUUUCGCGUGACGUCACUACCGAGCUCCAUCUAAAAGGGCAAACCUCCUCAG